ACUGAUAACGGCGCGCAACCAAUAGUGGGUCGUCGCGCGUGGUUGUUUUGUUAGUCCUUUUUUGGUAGUUUCGUUUCACUAUGAACGGGAAAAAUGGGGCUGGUGAUAAAAAUGAGUGUUCCCCUAGCACAUCAUGUGAGUCUACCACCGAAUCAUCAGAUAUGACUUCAAAGGACUACUAUUUUGACUCGUACGCGCAUUUCGGAAUUCAUGAGGAAAUGUUAAAGGAUGAAAUCAGAACACUCACCUAUCGCAGUGCUUUAAUUCACAACAAACACCUCGUAAGAGAUAAGAUAGUGCUUGAUGUUGGUUGUGGGACCGCCAUCCUCUGUUUGUUUGCAAUUAAAGCUGGAGCCAAACAUGCGAUUGGAGUAAUUGCGUUUCUGGUCCAUAUUAGUUUUAGAUUGAUUGUUCCAACAUCAUUGACCGGGCAAUGGAAGUCGUGCGAGCUAACAAUAUGGCGGACCGUAUCACUCUGAUCAAAGGAAAAGUAGAAGAAGUGGAACUACCUCCGGAGUACCCCAAGGUCGAUAUAGUCAUAAGUGAAUGGAUGGGUUAUUGUCUUUUUUACGAGUCAAUGUUGAAUACUGUUAUUUAUGCCAGAGACAAAUGGUUGGCACCUGGUGGCAUAAUUAUGCCUGAUCGUGCAACCCUGUAUGUGUGCGCUAUCGAAGAUAGACAGUACAAAGAUGAAAAAAUUAACUGGUGGGACAGCGUGUACGGCUUUGACAUGAGUUGUAUAAGAAAAGUUGCACUUACAGAACCUUUGGUUGAUGUUGUUGAUCCUAACCAAGUUGUGACUAAUUGCUGUUUAGUCAAGGAAGUGGACAUGUAUACCAUCACGGUUCCCGAAUUGACAUUCAGUGCACCAUUCACACUUACCUGCAAAAGGAAUGAUUAUAUUCAAGCCUUGGUUACGUUUUUCAACAUAGACUUCACUUCUUGCCAUAAACCUACAGGAUUUUCAACAGGUCCUGAUGAGCGCCGCUACACACAUUGGAAACAAACAGUUUUUUAUCUCGAUAAUGGCGAUGAUGACUGUCUAACUGUCAAGAAAGGAGAACAUAUCAACGGUGUGAUGUCUAUUAAACCGAAUGAACGAAAUAACCGUGAUCUUGAUAUCAACAUCAAAGUAGAAUUCGUGGGAGAACUUUCGUCGAUCGACAAAAUGUUUAACUAUCGUAUGCGCUGAUUUGUCGCCCAAGAUGGUUUGAAUUGGAUCGUAAUCAAAACUCUUAAAAGAUCUAAUUUCAAAAUCCUUGCCUUCAAUGUAUAACCUCAUUCUGAACAGCAUUUAAUUGUUUUAAUCCGCUAGAUUUAUCAGGGCAUUUUCUUCGCUCUUAUGAAUUCGUUUCCCUGUGUGCGUGUAUUAUUCCGUAUUACUUUGUUUUUAUGGUGGAUUUUUCAAUAAAAUAGAUAAAUGACUUUCGUUACGUCUCAUCUCACGUAGAAAACCGAGCAUUCUUUUUUGUACCAUACGCGUAUUUGUUGUAACAUGCAAUACGACAGGUUGUGUAGUGUUCUGGACACUUAAACGUAAGAUAAAAUUCGUCCCUUAGUUAUUAUUAGUAUGACAUAACGCGUAGCGUUAUUUAUGUAUCUGUAUGCGAAUGUGAUAUGGCUUAAGUUAUUACUGUUUCCUUCAAAAUUACCCAAGGCGAUGCUAAGUUGGCUGCCAGCAGGCACUGUAAUUUACUAAGCCUUUGAUGUAUCAAUAAAUAUUGGAGUUGCAAAACAGAUCCAAGCCUAUGGUGGCCAGCGAAAGCGAGAUGAGAAAAUAUCAGCUACAUAGUGUUCAACCAAUCCACUUAUAUAUAAUGGAGUCAGGAUGUGCAGGGCAGGUAGCUCAGAUGAUUUUCAAAUAUUCAACAAGUGAAGAAUCUUGUAAUAGCCACAGGGAACCCGGUUUAUUGAAUACGACGAGUGGAUUACAAACCCUAAUAAUGCUCAUGGUUGAUUGAAGUGAAAGACCGUUAAACUGAAGGCUUUUGGUCAUAGGUGUUUCCUAAGGAUCGCUCGUUUUUUAUGGGCCAACCGGGUGAGCAGUGUCGAAGUUGGACGUGAGCUGCUUAUGCUUAACUACGACAAGCGAUGCUUGCUGAUGCAGAAGUUGAGGACUAGGGGCGUCAAAUUGAGACGCAACAUCAAUCUAUAAAGUCACUGACUGUUAAUCUGAGCCAGAUUAGUCGAUGUAGACUACCCGGUAAGGGUCUGAGUUAUCACCGCAAUCAAUGGUUGGAAACUUCUGGCGAUAUAGCACAGAUCCAUUCAUGAUGGUACGGAUCUCUCCAUUCAUCUUCCUCUCGAUCUUGUUAGUAUUUUUUCAUACAAACCUUUUUACUCCGCCUUCCCGAACCUUGUUUUAGAUCUAAAGUACCUGCAUUUAUCAUUGUUAAUACGUUACGUCAAUUUUCGUUAUUUUCAUAUCGUCGUGUUUGUCUAGUCUAAGAACAUAGGCCAACGUAGACCUGUCCGAAACCCUAUUUUGAUUUACGUUCGUAGGGCAUUGAUUUAGGGUCUUCAACUGUUAGACAACACAGGUCGGCAGUGUUAUUGAAUUUUACCUAGAUGUAAUAUGGAGUGCAAUUUUAGGGGCUUUGAUGUGCAGCUGGUGAGUAGUGCGCGUUGAUUAUAUGCAAAUCACUGUAUCUUCGUCUAAAAUAUUUGAUGUUUGUAUGGACUAAUUAUUUCUUUGUACCCGAAUACAAUACGUUCAUUAGUGCUCAUCUAGUUUUUCUUGGUCUAAAUUGCGUCAUCCUUGGGAUUACUAGUUUGUAUAAUAAUUCAAAUACUUCUAAUCACCACAUUGGUGCCGCGAGCAGAAUUUUGUGAUGGAACAGUUGGACAUACAUUCAGAUUUUGAUGCUCUUGAGGAUUAUAUGGACUAUGACCAAGGAAGGUAUUGAGGAUGUUAAUAUUGUGGCUCAUUUCCUUACAAUCAUUGGAAAAGAAGCAUACAACUUAUUGGAAACGGGCAUUUCCAGAAAAGCCUAUUUCACUUCCUUAUGCAACUCUUAAGGAACUACUACUAGACCAUGUAAAGUAUACAAAUUUCGUAAAAUGAUUCGUCGGAACAUCAGCAAUUCCAUUUCGUCGUCCCAGUCCCAUGCGUAAUCAAGGUUAUUCGGAAAAUUCGUUGAGAAGUUGCGAAGUAGGUCACGAAGAUGAGCGCAAGUUAAGUAAAUGCUUGUUCUAUAGCAAGUUUCACUUAUUUAAUUUCGUAAUUCUAAAUGCUUCAGAUGUGAUUAGAUUGGACAUAUUCGGUCAGUUUGUAAUACUAGGGUUUAUUUCGCUGCAACUAAUGCUAAGCUUAGCGAUUCUGAUCCUAUUAAGUUGAAUGUUUCAAAUGAAUCAUACUAUAGUCAGAUUCAUGAUAUUAUUUUACCAGAUAUGCGAUGUUCUCAUGUUUCAUGUAUUUCUAAUGAAAUUAUUUACAUAUAUGUCGAGUGCAUCAAAUCUCAUGUUAUUGUACCAUAUAUGGUUUGUUCUGAUGAAGUCUCUUACAAAUCUGCGUUGAGUGGAUCAAAUCAUGAUAGAAAAUCCGAUGCAGUUUCGAUAGUUGCUGAUUUUUCUAAUGAUCCAUUAAUCUCCAAUGAUAUUCUUAAUAGAGUUGAAGAAAAUACUUCAGAAGAAUCAAAUCUUAAUGUUAUAUCAAACAUUAUUUGUCCUCAUAAUGCAUUUGUUUCUUGUGGGAAAGUUGUUCAAUGCGAAGCACGAGUCCCAAAGGAGCUCGAUUUUGAUUACAAUUCGUGUGAUUUCAUAUCGAAUGUUGUUCAUACUUAUCAUGAAGUCACUUCUAAUGAAUCCUCUAAUCAAUGUGAGAAAUAUGUUUUAAAGGAAACCACAUUACUCUUAACUUGGGGAUAUGAGGAUCUAACAUUAUUUCGUGUGGGGAGAUAGUGUUGAAAAAUCUACGGUACGAAUUCUAGAUAACAGUUGUUUCAGUACACAACCGACAUGGUGAUUAUAUACAAUUCCAGGACCUAGAUGAGCCUGUUCCAAUUUCAGUUGUCAAUUCUAAUACUGAUGAGUAUAUUCUAGAUCAUGCAGUUUACGUCCAGUACACAAUCGGACAGACAUUUAAGCUGUGGCGGAUCGGUGUUUGUAUGAACUAAUGAUGUCCGCCUGAUUUUGAAUUCUGAAUACAAUACGUCCAUUAGUACUCAUCUAGUUUUUCUUGGUCUAAAUCGCGUCAUUUCCGGGAUUGCUAAUUUGUGUAAUAAUUCAAAUAAUCCCAAUUACUACUAUAUGUAAUGCUCUAUAACUUACCAUCGACUACAGUAACAGGGAUAUGUGCUUUGUAUGACCAUAAAUCGUUAGGAUAGGAAUAAGGUUAAGAAAAAACCAAGAGCAGUCAUUAGUGAAUCAAGCUAUUAGCUUUUAUUCUGGGUUGUUGGUAGUCCGUGAGAUGGUUUUAAUUAUGAUCAUUUGUUUUGAAUAAGGGUAGCGCUCGCAUUUUCACUUGGUCUUUAGUGGAUUACAAAUAGGUAGUAUGAGGAAAACACCAGACCUGUUAUUUUAAAACCUCGUAAUUACUAAAUACAUAGAAUUUCUCUAUAGUCACUGGCUAGUGCUUAGAAAAUCAUCCCGAUUUGAUUACUUUAAACAAGUUGUUAUAUCCGGUGAAGAUUAAAUCACAGAUAACUUCCAAGGACUAUUCAUGGACUAAUAUUCUAUAAAUAUUCUUAUUGUAUAACUACUCAACAAUUACACUAUGUAUAUUUAUAUUCCUCUUAUUAUAAGCUUUAUUUUGACCUAUAUUUUAUUAUUGUACGAUUUACUGUCCCUAAAUUAUGCUCAGUCUAUUAAUUACUGUCCCCCUCAUUCACAGCCACUUUUUGGCUUAUUUGUGUACA
Molecule: messenger RNA, 4856 nt
Organism: Schistosoma haematobium
Lineage: Eukaryota; Metazoa; Platyhelminthes; Trematoda; Strigeidida; Schistosomatidae
Product: Protein arginine N-methyltransferase 1
Exons: 7
Coding region: 434-1192 (252 amino acids)
Biological process (GO): peptidyl-arginine methylation
Cellular component (GO): nucleus
Molecular function (GO): protein-arginine N-methyltransferase activity
Source: RefSeq, a predicted model, not a curated record